This is a messenger RNA of Chelmon rostratus (copperband butterflyfish), 1746 nucleotides long. RefSeq names its product secretory phospholipase A2 receptor-like. The record is from RefSeq and is a predicted model, not a curated record. NCBI's taxonomy places the organism in Eukaryota, Metazoa, Chordata, Actinopteri, Chaetodontiformes, Chaetodontidae. The transcript has 6 exons. The coding region runs from base 32 to 1072 and encodes 346 amino acids.
AGAAAACAAGAAUUAGUCUUGUCAAGCUAUCAUGACGAGAUUUAAAACUAAUUCAAUUUGCACGUCAGGAGAAAUUGGAGAGUUCUGCAGGUUUUCUUUUUCCAGGAUGAAGAAGAUGCUACUGUUUGUUCUCUUUCUUUCAGGGCUGCCUCCUCUAUCCACAAACAUCCUACGAGAGUACCACUAUGUAAACAUGUCAAAGACCUGGGCUGAAGCUCAGAGUUACUGCAGAGAGAUGUUCACUGACCUUGCCACCGUGCGCAAUAAAGCUGACAACAACAGGCUGCUGAGUGUAGUGCACGGCCGUGGAAAACGCGCAUGGAUCGGGCUUCGUGAUGACCUGACUAAAUGGAAGUGGGUGCUGGGAAAUGCGGGCUUCAGCAAUGAUACAGAUUUCAGCAACUGGAGUUCACAUAAGCUCACCAAUAAUAAGGUCACGCGCAUCUGCGCUGCGAUGUCAAAAUAUGGGUUUUGGUAUGCCCAUACAUGUUGGCAAAAACAUGCAGCAGUCUGCUACUAUGCAAAAGCUCCUUCCAGGUACAUUUUAGUAAGAGAUCUGAUGACUUGGAGCCAGGCCAGGCAGUACUGUGUGUCCAAAUACACAGAUCUUGUCAGUGUGAGAAACAUGUCUGAGAAUAAUCAAAUCACCUCGCUGCUGUCAAGAAGGACCUGGAUUGGUCUCCACAGGUACUACUGGUCUCCCUGGUCGAACCAGAGCCCCAGAACCUUCACUAACUGGAACACAGGUCAGCCCUACAACCCUGACGACUAUAGGGUGUUAUGUGCAAAAGUCAACACAACCACAGGAACAUGGUUGGCUGCUGACUGUGAGGAAAAGCACCGUUUUGUCUGCGAAAAGGUUCGCAUUCGACAAAAAGCAACGUUCAAGUUAAAGUUCCAGUCUGAGGCUGACCUGAAGGAUCCUGCUGCCCAGCGACAGGUUUUAGAGCAGCUGCACGCCAAGCUGGAGAAACAUGGACUACCAGACUUCACACUCCACUGGAUGCAGACGGAUGGCCAGACCUUUCACAAGGAACAACAGACGACAAAAGAGGAAGGGUCAGGCGGCUGAGCGGUCAUUGUGCAACGGACAUCAUGUUCCUCUUACAAAUUAACACUCUUCAUUAAAAAAAAACUAAUUCAGCCACUACUGUAACACAAUGUUUCAAUCCUAUUUUCUAUUUGUAAUGUGUUUAGAUGCAUGUUGUGCAGUUACAGUUUUUUAUUACUUAAAAUGCUCUUUGCACUGGAUCUUUUUGCAUAUUUGCAGUUAAAAAAAAUGCUUAACAGAUUUCUGCUUGUGACUUCAGAGCAUGUGGCGAGGUCUGAAAUGAGUGUGAAAAACAUGUUUUUGUUUAUGUCACAUUUAAAUGUUUUAUGAGUGUUUGGCGAGUCCUUUGAAAUUUCGAGCCUUUUAAAGCUUCAUGUUUUGCAGACGUUUUCUGCUUUGAAAUGUGUGAUCCUGUGACGAUCGGCAUCAUAGCGAACGAGCAGCAGAAUCUUAGCGAGCAAGCAUUCUGAGCUUGUCUGUAACAAUGGCCCAUGGCCCCUUGCUAAUUAUGAAACAUUAAAACUGAAUGUCAGCUCAACACAUGCGGGGUGAGAGAGAAAUGAUUGAGCUUGUGCUUUUGGCAGAGUGAGGAUGCAGUAUAACUAUUAAGAUUGGUCUUAACAUCCAGUAUGACUAAAAGGCCUGUCUGCAUAGUGUGUGUAGAAAAGAAAUACUUGAUGUAGCCUGCAUCUCAA